Messenger RNA from Passer montanus (Eurasian tree sparrow), 4601 nucleotides. RefSeq names its product potassium voltage-gated channel modifier subfamily S member 1 (gene KCNS1). Gene Ontology annotation, cellular component: voltage-gated potassium channel complex; membrane. Gene Ontology annotation, molecular function: protein binding; delayed rectifier potassium channel activity. Bases 1289 to 2710 code for a protein of 473 amino acids. NCBI's taxonomy places the organism in Eukaryota, Metazoa, Chordata, Aves, Passeriformes, Passeridae. Gene Ontology annotation, biological process: potassium ion transmembrane transport; protein homooligomerization; regulation of delayed rectifier potassium channel activity. The transcript has 3 exons. The record is from RefSeq and is a predicted model, not a curated record.
GGCGGGCGGGGGACCGCGGCACCGGCACCCGGGGCGGGCGGGGACCAGGGCAGCGGCAUCGCGGGGCGGAGUGGGGACCCGCGGCAUCGGCAUCCCGGGGAGCUGCAGGCACCGGCAUCCCGGGGACCCGCGGCGCCGGCAUCCCGGGGCGCGGCGAGGACCUUAAGAUCGGUAACACAGGGAACAGGGCACCAGCCUGCGAACCCCCGGGCAUCGCAGGGGUCAGCAGCCUGGGGUGCGUCGGGGACUCGCGGCAUCGGCAGCCCGGGGUGAGAGGGCAACCGGAGCAGCGGCAUGCAGGGGAAGCGAGGCACCGACAUCCCGGGGUAAGCGGGGAGCCGCCGUGCCAGCAUCCACACCCCGGGAUGCUGCUGGGUGCCGGGGCGCAGGGACACUCCUCCCUGUCCCUCUGCGGGCGGGUGUAGGGCAGUCCCUCGCCCCGGAGCCUGCCUUCCCCGGGGGCUGCAUUCCUCCUCCCGGGGAACGGAGCACGGGGGUCCCUCUGGAGAGCUGUGCACGCUCAGCGUGAGCCCUGGGAGUGGAGGCUGGCACAGCGCUGGGCUCUUGGUAAUCACCCUCUCCUGCACCCGAGGCGAGCAGGGAGUCCCCCGUCAUCUCCAUCUCCAGCCCUGAGCAUUUUGGUGGCCUCUGAGCACGCAGCAGCAGCUUGUGCUCUGCCUGCAGGGAGCAGCCAGUAGUGGGAAUCCCCCUUCCAUUCUCCCCACUGCCUGCCUGGCAAACCCCGCACCGCCCAAGGCACGGCUUGCUCCUGAGCAUCUUCAAGCCGAUGAGCACGAAGCCGCUCAGCAAUGGGGAUGGGGCUCUGCAGGGGCGGUUUCGGAUGACCAGAGAGCAGAUGUCUCCUCAGUCCUGUCCCAGCAUAUGGGGACACCACCCUGCAGGAGCUGGGACGCCACCCACUCCCACGGGCCCUCCAGGUACUGAGCAGGGGACUCCCAGUCCUAUCCCAGUUCCAUGGAUAUCUUGCACAGGAUCUCCUCAGUGGUCUGCAGCCACCACCCCUGCACGCAUGGGACAUGCACGGUCACAAGCCCCGGGUGACAGGGCAUUUAGGGUAGGCUACAGGCAAAGGAUAAGAGGUCCCUCCUCCUCCUCUACGCAUUCCUAAUGGCUCCUUUGAGACAAGCCACACGACUCCCUGCUGGGAAGCCUCGCUGAGCUGGUGCUUCUGCCCCCUGCCAGGAGCCCCCAGAUCUGGGGGAGCCCUGUGUCCCCUCCAGCCCCGCUGUCUCACCCACAGGUGGAACCCUCUCCUGCUCUGCUGAUCAUGGUCAACAAGACCUUAAACUACUGGGGUCCCGGCUUUGAGGAGGACGUUAUCAACAUCAACGUGGGCGGUCUGAGGAGGCGGCUCAGCUCCAGCGCGCUCUCCAAGUUCCCCGACACGCGCCUGGGACGGCUGCUCUCCUGCGACUCGGAGGAGUCCAUCCUGCAGCUCUGCGAUGACUACGACGUGAGCGCCAGGGAGUUCUACUUCGACCGAAACCCCGGGUUCUUCCUCUACGUGCUGCACUUCUACCAGACGGGCAAGCUGCACGUCAUGGAGGAGCUGUGCGUCUUCUCCUUCUGCCAGGAGAUCGAGUACUGGGGCAUCAAUGAAUUCUUCCUGGACUCCUGCUGCAGCUACCGCUACCACGAGCGCAAGCUGGAGAGCCGGCACCACAACUGGGAUGAGGAGAGCGAGGUGAGCAGCGUGGACACGUCCCCCGAUGAGAUCUCUGACAUCAACCACGACCUGCUGCGCUACAGCACGCUGCGCUGCGGCAACCUGCGCAAGCGCCUCUGGCUCACCAUGGAGAACCCCGGCUACUCCAUCCCCAGCAAGCUCUUCAGCUUCGUGUCCAUCAGCGUGGUGCUGGUGUCCAUAGCCACCAUGUGCAUCCACAGCAUGCCCGAGUACCAGGAGGUGGAUGAGAAUGGCAACGUGCUCGAUGAACCCAUCCUGCACAAGCUGGAGUAUUUCUGCAUCUCCUGGUUCACCUUUGAAGUAUCCUCCCGCCUCCUGCUCUCACCCAACCCCAGGAAGUUCUUCAAGCACCCGCUGAACCUGAUUGACAUUGUCUCAGUGUUGCCCUUCUACUUCACCCUGCUGGUGGACGUGACCAUGGGCAGUGACUCGGAGCUGGGCAACCUGGGCAAGGUCGUGCAGGUGUUUCGGCUCAUGAGGAUAUUCCGGGUGCUGAAGCUGGCUCGGCACUCCACUGGACUGAGGUCACUGGGGGCCACCUUGAAGCACAGCUACAGGGAGGUGGGGAUCCUGCUGCUCUACCUGGCUGUGGGGGUCUCUGUCUUCUCUGGAGUGGCCUACACUGCUGAGAAGGAGGAAGACGUUGGCUUUGACACCAUCCCAGCGUGCUGGUGGUGGGGCACGGUCAGCAUGACCACCGUGGGCUACGGGGACGUGGUGCCCGUCACCGUGGCGGGGAAGCUGGCGGCCUCGGGCUGCAUCCUGGGGGGCAUCCUGGUCGUGGCGCUGCCCAUCACCAUCAUCUUCAACAAGUUCUCCCACUUCUACCGCAAGCAGAAGGCGCUGGAGGCGGCCGUGAGGAACAGCGGCAAGGAGGAGCCCGAGGAGGCGGGGAGCAGCCCCAGCCAUGAGCGGGACUCGGAGGCUCUGAGCGACACCUCCCUGGACAGGGGCAGCCCUGACCGCCGUGGUCUGACCCCCGGUGCCCACCCCAGCCCCUGAGCCCUCGCUCUGCAGCCCUGGGGCACGUGGGACCUGCUGGGACCCACCUGGGACCUGCUGGGACCCACCUGGGCACGUGGGACCUGCCUGCUCAUGGUGAGCACGGCACCGGGACACGGUGGAGGAGCCACGGCCAGCAUCAUCCUGAGAAGGACAGGAGGGGUUGGAGGAGAUGUUGGAGGGUGCUGGCUGCUUCCAGACCCUGUGCCUGCCUGGAUGUGUCUCAGCCUUCACCCUUGCUCACCCGUGGCUGCAAAGGGAGGUUGUGGUGCUGGAUAUACCCCUGCCAGAAAGGGAGGCAGAAAAUAAGAAAUACAAGUGAGCCCUGAUGAGGCACUGCCCCAGGUGUAUGGAGAGGGAUUUUCCUCUGCCCUAAAGUUUUGUGUUGUCCAGGGUGAGGUUAAAUAGCUCAAGGAUGAGGCAGCCCUCAACCAGGCUGGCAGUCCUUACAGAUCCUGUGCCAUGUUGACAACUCCAGCCCCAGCCUUGUCCUACCCCAGCAGGAAACAGGCUCAAAAGGCUCAACUGCCCCUCCAGCCAUAAAGGAAAGGGGCCUGGGAAUGAGCCUGGAUGGGAGGAGAGGUAGUGUCCAGCUCAGGGUGAGCCCUGUGGUCCCCAGCCCCUGCAGUGGGAUCGACUGAGCCCCACCUUCUUUCCACUGCUAGGAUUUAUCUGCUGUCCUGCACUGCCACUGCCGGGACCCCAGGGAUCUGGGGCUGUGCUGGGAGUGUGGCUCAGCUGGGAGCAUGUCCACCCGUGGGGAGGGACACUGCCCACACACGGGGGGUGACCAGGAUGGCAGAAGGAGCCCUGUGCUCUGAGGCAGCAGCAGGCAAAGGGGUCAAGCUGGGGGAGCUGGGGAGCCAGUCCCAGUGGGGCUGUCCCCCAAGCCCUGGUUUCCCUCACCACAGCCCCAUGCCUGGCGUUAUCCUGCCUCUUCCCUCCCUGUCUCAGGGCCAGGCAGGGCCAGGAGGGCUGUAAGGAGGGGUCACACUGCCCCAGUGUCCUCACAGGGAGCUGAGCUGCUGCUGCACUCACCUUCCCCCUGCAGGGAGGGAGCUGGGGCACAGGGGACCUUGCACUGCUAUUGUCACCACAGCCUCUGAGCACCUCAGCCAGGCAGGGAGGCCGGCCUGGAACACAAACCCCUUCCUGCCCUCACCCCAGCCCACCUGAGCACUUUCAGGGCUGCUCCCAGCACAGCAUCAGUUCCCUACAGAGCUUUUCCUCGCCCUCCCACCCCUGUUCUGUUUGGAAAUUGUGCAGCCCCGUUGCACACAGAGGAGUGCACCCAGCAAUGCCUGUUUAGAGCAGGAGAAAUGUGCAUCCCACAGUCCCAAACCACCUCAAACACUCAUUAAAGGCUGCAGGAUGACCCCAGGUCCCUGGAUCAUGGCUUUGCUGCUGCUUCUCCUGGCUGGUUUCAGCACAGCUGUAGCUGCUGCUGCUGGCUCUGCCUGUAGCAAUCUGCUGGUCACAGGCAAGGAAAGCCAACACUGGUGCAGGUCCAGCUUUCCAAGCCCAGUGGGACUCAGGGAGGGUCCCCAAGGAUUGGUGGUGUGAGAUGGGAGGCUGCUCACGCUUCUGGCAUCAUCAAGUCUUCCAGUACCAACUCCAUGGUCUGCUCUGUGCUUAUUCCUGCUGGGAGCUGGGACUGGAGAGCAGCACCCUCUGCUCCAACCAGCUCCUGCUGCACUGUUACUUGAAUACAGGAAGGAGUUUCCCCUUCUCAACAUAAAUAUUCCAGUAGCAAAAUGUAUUCAAAUGUGAAGAGUAAAUUAUAUCUAUUAAUGAAAAAGCAUUAUGCAAAUAAUUAGGAGCAUGUAAAUUAAUUUUCUAUCUAUGCAUGGGAUGCAUACUGUAUAUUUUAUUAAAGACCUCAAUGACCUGC